Molecule: messenger RNA, 7734 nt
Organism: Python bivittatus (Burmese python)
Lineage: Eukaryota; Metazoa; Chordata; Lepidosauria; Squamata; Pythonidae
Gene: GIPC1
Product: GIPC PDZ domain containing family member 1
Molecular function (GO): protein binding
Source: RefSeq, a predicted model, not a curated record
GGAAGAGAGGCGGAUGGUUUCAUGGGGAACUUCGGAAGCGGGAGGGGCUUAAGGCGCGAAGGAGGCUUUGGCGAGGCUGAGUUAAAGGCUGCCGAAGGACCCAGGCGUCCGAGCAUCCGUCGCUCUUCCCCUACCCCCCUCCGCGGGAGCAGGCUUCCUGCGUGUUUGCACAUGUCGAAAACCCGGCCGGGGUUGCUUGGAUACACGAUCCGAUGAGGUGCAGUUGCCCGCGAGGCAUCUUGCUGGGAAAACUGUCAGUUGAGGCGAGAACCAGGAAUCAGAGGUCCACUGAAUGGAGUUGUGGAUUGUGUCCAUAUCUUGGUAACUGAUUCUUACUGGUGGCUGGACAGAUUUCCCUCAUGCCGCUUGGACUAGGCCGUCGAAAGAAGGCCUCCCCUUUGAUGGAAAAUGAGGAAGCUGAGCCCAUCCGCAGUAGCCUGGGUGGGAUGGGGGUUGGAGGUGUGGGUAGUGUGGCAGCACUUCAGCCUGGACUCCCCCCUCCACCAGCCAGCCUCCGUCCUCGUCUUGUAUUCCACACCCAGCUAGCCCAUGGAAGUCCUACUGGCCGGAUCGAGGGCUUUACUAAUGUCAAGGAACUUUACAACAAAAUUGCAGAGGCCUUUAAAAUAUCCUCAACUGAAGUGAUGUUCUGCACUUUAAAUACCCACAAAGUGGACAUGGACAAGUUAUUGGGUGGUCAGAUUGGCCUGGAAGAUUUUAUCUUUGCCCACACAAAGGGCCAGAGGAAAGAAGUGGAAGUGUUCAAAUCUGAGGAGGCCCUGGGUCUGACUAUCACAGACAAUGGUGCUGGCUAUGCUUUCAUCAAGAGAAUCAAGGAAGGGAGUGUUAUUGACCGAAUCCAAAUUAUCAAUGUUGGGGAUAUGAUUGAGUCCAUCAAUGGUCAAAGUCUCAUUGGCUGCCGGCAUUAUGAGGUUGCAAAAAUGCUCAAGGAUUUACCCAAAGGUCGCACUUUCACUCUGAAGCUGACUGAACCCCGAAAGGCUUUUGACAUGAUCAGUCAGAGGUCCAAAGGAGGCAAAAACAGUGGAUGUGCUCAACUUGGCACAGGAAGGGGCACUCUGCGUCUUCGGGCCAAGGGACCAGCCACUGUGGAAGAGCAGCCUUCUGCAUUUGAGGAAAAGGCCAUUGAGAAGGUUGACGAUCUUCUGGAGAGCUACAUGGGUAUCCGUGACACAGAGCUAGCUGCUACCAUGGUGGAGUUGGGCAAGGACAAGCAGAAUCCUGAUGAAUUUGCAGAGGCAUUGGAUGAGCAGCUGGGUGAUUUUGCUUUCCCAGAUGAGUUUGUCUUUGACGUCUGGGGAAGUAUUGGAGAUGCCAAGGUUGGGCGCUACUAGAACUGUAAACUUGCUGGACCCCACCCACAGAACCUAUGGACAGACCAGUGGUGAAUCUGGCACACUGCAGCGCCCUUCCCUUGAUCCUGGGCCCACUUAUGGGAGGGAUCCUAGAGCAAUAAGUAAUCUGCAUUAUUGACUGGAGUGUAAUGUGAACUGGGGGCAGAAUUUCUGCUGCUGCUGCUUGUUUCCAGCCCCCUCUUGUUGGAGAUUCCCUCAGCCCUGGGUACAACCAAGCCAUUCAGUUUGCUGUGUUUCCUUGUCUGAGCUAGGUGCUACCAGUUGCUUCAUACAGUUUGCUAUUCUUAGAGAGGUAUGGCUGCUGCGUGUUGGAUUUCUAAGCUUAUUCUGGUUUGAGAGAGAUCAUAACUGAAAUAUUGGUUCAAGUUUAGAUGGAUGACAAACAGUUUUCUUUGAGAAUCAGAUACUCACACGGGAGCUGAAUGAAAUAGGGAUGGACAGAGUUGGCUUUUUCAGCUCUAAUAAAACCUUGAGAGAAGUGGGAUUUCAGUAAAACUCCUAGUUCUGCAUAUUUGCUCUGAGCAGGUUGGUGCCUAAGGAGACACACUCCCUGGUUCUUCUGAAAGCUUGACCACCCUUUACCAGUCCACCUGUCAUCUGUGUUGGUACAAGACACAUACAGACAGCCCCUCCUAUUUGGGAGCAUCUCACUUGUCCCCUUGAUCCUUGUAACUUAAACAUUAGGUAGAACAUGCAACAGUGAUGCUUCUGCUCGAGGUUAGCACAAGCUGGGUUAGGAAAUAAUUUUCUCUCCAUCCCUUUACCAACAUGUAUUCGAUGUGUCCAAGGAGAGAUCAGUUGUUAAACAGCUUCCAACUGUGAAGUACAACUGCUGAUAUCAAUUGCUGAAUUCGGAUCUGUUCUGAUCAGUGGCCUCAAAUGUUAUGACUGGGAAGUAAUUCACAGCAUAGUCAACAGCUAUAGAGAACAUGUAUAGCACAUACAUGUAACAUCUAACCAGAGUACCUGCUUCCAUGGAUAGGUCUGGCACGUUCUGCUGUUUGAAUGUUACUCUCUCAGAACCACAUGCGGUUUUCAGCCUUAUCCACCCUGCCCGUUUUAGUUCUAUAUCUGGGCUUUUAAUCCCUGCCAACUCGUGAUGUGUGGACAGUACAAAGGUUAUUAUGUGUGUUUUCUCUUCUAGGGGAUGGGACUGUACUGAAUCACUAGAUCAGUGGCAUUUUCUCCUCCACCCCACUAUUCCUAGGGAUAUUCUCCUUUUAGGCUGGCUAUAGCAAGCUCCUCUUUUCAAAGUACUUUUUUUCAAAAUUUGGGGGACUCUUUCCAGGAGGAGGGGCAGCAGCAGGAGUCCCUUGUUGUCUAGGUAUGGGCAUACCCUUCUUAAUGUCUGUCUUGACUAAUUUUGUCCUGCUGACCUACCUCCUAGGGUUGGCCCAGUUAAUGCCUGUAAUGCUUCCCUCUUGUUAUUUAUAUUCUUUCACUCAUGUGCUCAUUCUCAAAUACUGGGCCUCUCCCCUGUGCCACAAUCCAUUACUGUAAUUCCCCAGUAGUUGAGAAGACUUCUUCACUUACAUCUUACAGCCUCAGCUCACCUACUGUAUCUCUAAAACACUAAUUCCAGGUAGGAUAUGGAGCUUGCGGACCACUGGAUCAUACCUCAAGCGCAGAGAGAGUGAGGCUUCUGCUAAGCCUUGCUGUUUCCUGUGUCCUGGCACUGGAAACCUCUUAGGGAGACCAGGCACCAUGUCCUCCUUGGACAUAUUUUUGUAUUCUGCAAGUAAAUUGUCUUUAAGAUAAAAUAUAUCAAUACUAUUAAAUUGUGUGUGCAUGCUGGUGUGUUUAGAGCUAUUAAUUACAGUUAAUGAACUGAUAAGGGAAAGAAGGGAAUGAGCCUGUGGAAGGGGUUGGAGAAUCUGCAUUACAUAUUAGGGGGCAGGGGGGAACAUAUCCAGAGCAAUAUUGAAGAAACCAUCUGUAGCCUACAAGAUUUUGUCUUAUUUUAGCUUCUUUUGCUGUGUGCCCUUGAAAAACUUUACUGCCCAUUAAUUCUCUUAAGCUUUGGAUAUUUCCCUCCAGACCUGUGCCCUGCCACAGCUGCAGUUUAGAAAGGAUGUGCAUGGGAUGACAGCAGUAGUCUACCUCUCGAGUUGGCAUACAUUCUGCUCACUCUGCUCUUGCGGAGCAGUCUAGAUAGCUGGAAAAGGUCCUAUACGUGAAGCUGAACCAGACGAUAAGCUGCAUGGAGCCAGCAGUUUCAUUUUAAUAGGCACUCAGGGAUUCUGCAAUGACUGCUGAACUGGAUGUCUAGUUCAGUGCAGUGGACGUGUGAUAUUUGAAAGAUAGUUUCUUCACAUCCCUCCAUUAUUAAUUCUCACUAUCAUGGACUCAAACAUUAAAGUUACUAGAAGUGUUCUGAGGAAUCUUUAAAAAUCUUUUAGAAUGCUGUCUGUCUUUAAAUAGACAUUCUAAAAGGGAAGCACUCACCCCAAAAGCUUUCAGAGCUGCUUUACAAAGAGCAGUAGCAUCAUUCCAGUAGGCUGGUGAAAAUGAGUGCUAAUGAUGAUGGCCCAAAUCAACUGGCCCCCACAAUCAAAAGGAAAGAAUAGCACUGCUUCUCCCUCUUUUCUGCAUCCUUUUUAAAUGGCUUCUGUUAGAUGGCAUUCACAUCUCCAGCUUCUUUGCUGUGGCCAGUCACUGUCCCAUAGCAGCUACAGUGCAGAUGGAUGUUGGGCUUUGUCUCAAAUGCUUCUGCCAGCAUUUGAGUGGGACUAUCAUAGCUGUGUCUUUGAGAAGCACAUAGCAGGAAUAAACAUACUGCGUUGCCAAUGAGAUCUGGGCUAGGAAAUAGGAUAGCUUCCCCCCAUGGGAGAUAAAGUACAAACAAUGAGGUGGGAAGAGUCUGUUCAUCUGUAUCAGGAUGCACAAGAUGAGAUGGAAUUCAGGUCUGAUCUGAGAUUCAUUAGGCUCAUGUGCCAGUUGGAAGGGGGCUAGCACAGUAGAGGAAGGCUGGGGGCACCAGUGCUCCUAGCCUGCUUCUGAAAACAGAAGGGGGAAAAAAACUCUUGUCUUUCACUCUUCAGAGGCAGCUUUUCCCCCUAUCAUUUAAAGUCACUAGACUCCAAAAAGUCUGUUCCAAGCUAAUCCCAUACACUAAAGUAUUUGGCAUGGUGCUCAUCAAACUUGCCUGAUACACAUCUUGAUUUUGCUUUAUUUGCCAUUCACUUGGAUUCCAUUUAAAUUUAUGUAUAAAAGCCAAAUUUGAAGACUACUGGAAAGUCAUGGAACUGUCAGUUGUUACAGGUUGUGUUAGAAUUAGCCUGCUCUCCUCACUCAAAAACCAAGGAUUCCCUGCACAGAUGCAUGUUGGUAAAAAUGGCCUUGCUCCAGCUUAAGUAGCUCUUUCUGAGAUGGGCUUAAUCCUCAUGAACAGUCCUUGUCACACACUUCACAGCACUGUCUUGGUUGAUAUUUAGCCAGAUGAUAAGUGGGUACCAGCUGUUCCAAUGGGCUUCCUAGAAAUGAAAACUUUGAUUUUUCUUGCAGGAGUCCAAAACUGACAGAUGGCUUCUGGCAGCUUUUGGUCUGGAGGUACUGUUGAAUAGCCUCUCCACAGGUAUUAGACUCCCGUACAAUCCCCAUCACGCUCAGCCUGUUGGAUGUGAAUUAUAGAAUUGGAGGGGGCCGGAGUUGGAAAGGCUGAGUCUAAUGAUGUGAGAUUCUUUAAUGACUACAAUCUUUUCCAGAAGGGCAACUGUUUUAGUCUCUGAUAUGAAAAAAAGUCUAGUGGCACCUUAAAAAAUUGCAGAAUAUAACGUACAGUAAGUCUUUUUGGGUCAUAGCUCACUUCCCACUUUUACUUUCACCAUUCCCCCCUUGGGCUCCCUUGUCCCAAACAGCACCUCUGUGAUGCUCUCGCAGAACUGAACUCUAUGCGUCUGAUGAUGUAAACUAGGAAGCAUGACAGCUUAGACAGUAAUAGGCACAUUAAUCUUUAAAAUGCAACGAAACUGUUAGAAGAGUUUUUAAAGGUUAGAUGAGUAUCUCUGCUGAUAAAAGACUCUGGCAUUCUGGUUCCAUCUGUGGCCAGGGUAGACGCACAUGGACAUUCUACUAAAUCAUGGAGGCAACCCAUAUUCUGAAGGAUAUAUUUUUCAUGAGGCUGGGGUGGGAAGCGCAGAGCAAAUUCCAGUUAGUCUCAUGACUUGGAGCCUUUUUUUUUUUUUAAUUGGCAGCAGCCUGUAGUACUCUUGUAUGAUGAUGAAUUCCACAGUUUAAUCUUGCUUUGUACAAGGUAGCAGCAGCAGCAACUUUGAUUUGUCCUCAGACUAUUGCUUCCACAAUAGUGCAGGGCAGAGUUUAGGAUUCAGUGGAAACCUGGUACAAUUUAUGAUAGGUCAGCAGUAUCCAUUCAUAUACCACUUGCAAGCCAUAUAGCUUGGGGAUGUGAAGGCAAGGAAUCACUGCAAUGUAACAUUGAGCAUUGGGUGGAAAACAUUUCCUUGUAGACACCCAGCCAGCUUGGAAGAGAUUGACAGAUCCUGCGUGAUAACUGAGUCACUGUGCACAUUCCUAGUGAUUUUUUAAAAGUCUCUCAUAUAGAUAACCUCUAAAUGCCAGACAAACACAUAACUCAGCUAACAUAGAAUCCAAUCCAGAUGUACACAGCAGUUGCCUGACUUACAGUCUCCCAGCUGGAACUGGCUAGCAACCUGCUCACAAUUUCUGCCUGCUCUAUUGAGUUACCUUUCCCAUUCCCAAAAUCUGCCUCCAUUCUUAUUUUUCAACAGCCUGUUGAAAUAAGUAAUUUGAGCACUAGGCAUUCUGUUCCCUUGUGGAUAAAUGCAAUGUAUGGAUUUGAUAAUUUGAUGAUCAUGAAAACAAACAGCACCACUGUCAGUGAAACCCUUACAGGUUACACAUAAGGAAACUGGUUCUAAGAACUUCUGACGUUUGAUUCUUCUACCUGAUCUUUUCUUUCUUAAGAUGCUAAUAUUUUCAAAAAAUAAGAGCAGGUAACAUUUGUAAAAUCAGCAAAGGACUAACUGAAAUACAAAUGAGAAGUCCUUCAAAAUGGGGAAUGCUUGAGGAGGUACAAUUUGUCUCUCACAAAACAGUGCCUGUGGUAGCCAGCCUAUCAUGCAAAAGAUUGACAUAAUUCACCUGCUCCAGUUGAAUUCUUGCCUUAUAAGUAUAAACAUCAUUGAGUCAGAUGAACCUAUAUUUAUAUAACAGCAUUCAGGGUUCCUGAUGAGAUUGCUCACCAUCAACAUUAAGUUCCAGCAGAACUUCAAUCAUCAGCAUCUUCAGCUUGCUAAGACUUUCAGAGAGUGGAUGUAUACAUCCAUAACAAUAUCUCUGCAGAGAAAAAUGGGUUUUUGAAUCCUUCCUUGGAAAAGAUGAUCACAAGUUAAACCAAAUCUUCAUCUGCAUCUGGGAGUAGUAAUACUGACCAUUCUUGCCACAAGUAGAACAGAAGUCAGGUUGAAAAGAUCAUGUGCUGUGUUCACAAUGCUUAUGUCAAUGGGCCCAGACUAUGGCUUUUGCCAUACAGUAUGCAGGAAAAAGCACGGAUAGCAGAUUCCUAACUAAUGCAGACAUUGACCACCAGAUGGGGCCACUAGGCACAUUUCAACAAUAAGGUAUUAAGCCGAACACUGUACAGAUCUGGCACAAAGCACAUUUAACACCUGAAUAGUAAGCCUGUUUGCACAAGUCACGAAGGAACUGCCUUCCCCUGGGGCAAUCUCAUAUUCAAAGCUAAUACAGUACUAAUUUAAAUUCUUGUAGCUCUAGUGCAGCCUGUUUAUUCUGUAUUAGACAAACUGAUCUUGGAGCAGACUUUGAACUGGGUACUAGCUGCUGUACGCUCUUCCUAAUAAUUCAGGGUGAAAUCCUGUAUCUACUUACCUUAUAAUCUCUAAGGGGCUAAGUAGGACUGACUACACAUUACCCAAUUUAGUAAUAUGCUGUUUGGUCAAUUUUUCAGUUCUGUUAAGAAUGUGGGUAUCCUUAAACAAGGAAGUAACCCUGGUUCUCCAUCUAGAUUUAGAUUAGGGAACCCCCAACCUAUAUGCAACUCCCCCAGUCCCCUGAAAUAGCCCCACCAAAAUGAGAUGCCAAAGUGGUUGAAGUUUGGUUGAACUAUUUUUCCUUCAAUCCCACCCCCAAAAAUAAGGAUAGAAUGGGAGUAUGAGAAUUGAUCCUAUUCCCACCCUUAAAAUCUAUCCAACUCUCCUAAAAUUGUCAGAAGGUAAACUAGCCAAACUUAGCAGUGCUAAAAUGCUUUCAGCCCAUUUUCCAGGAGGUGGCAAGUAGGGUUAAUGGUGGGAACAAGAGCAGUAGGCCUUGGGGAUAUGAAGAGUUUCUAUUCCUAACCUCCCCCGCCAAAAAAAAAAAA